Branchiostoma belcheri (Belcher's lancelet) is the source of this 1873-nucleotide messenger RNA. RefSeq names its product RNA-binding motif protein, X-linked 2-like. Gene Ontology annotation, biological process: mRNA splicing, via spliceosome. Gene Ontology annotation, molecular function: RNA binding. Gene Ontology annotation, cellular component: catalytic step 2 spliceosome; U2 snRNP; precatalytic spliceosome. The coding region runs from base 131 to 1351 and encodes 406 amino acids. The record is from RefSeq and is a predicted model, not a curated record. NCBI's taxonomy places the organism in Eukaryota, Metazoa, Chordata, Leptocardii, Amphioxiformes, Branchiostomatidae. The transcript is spliced from 2 exons.
UCCUUCCGCCAUUUUCGACGCGAUCGCAGGGACGUUUCAGUAACGUUGCUUUUGCAGCUGCCAAAGAGGUAUUUUAUUUGAUUGUAUAUGACUGGAUGUACCUGUUCCAGUCAGAAAAACAGUAACCAAGAUGUCUGGGUACAUGUACAAUGUGAACGCCAUCAAAAAGCUGAGUGACCAGGAACUGAGCUCAGGGUCAGGGAAGUCGUGGCACGACCAGUACAGCGACAGUGCCUGGGUUUUUGUUGGCGGACUUCCCUACGAGUUAACAGAGGGCGACGUUCUCUGUGUCUUCUCACAGUAUGGAGAAAUUGUCAACAUCAACAUGGUACGUGACAAGAAAACCGGGAAACCAAAGGGCUUUGCUUUUAUCUGCUACGAGAACCAGAAAAGUACCGUCCUGGCUGUAGACAACUUCAACGGUGUGAAGAUAAAAGGCAGGACCAUCCGCGUGGACCACGUCGCCAGUUAUCGUGUGCCGAAAGAGCACGAAGAUGAGGAUGAAAUAACCAAGAAAAUCAGACAAGAAGGCGUCGCACCCAGAACACCGCCACCGUCUGAGUCAGAAGAGGAGUAUCAAAUACCAACAAAGAAAGCAAAGAAGGAGAAAAAGAAGAAAGAGAAGACUAAGAAAAAGAAGGAGAAAGACAAAGAAAGAGCUCCACUGAGAAGCACCCCACAGUCCACGUCACCUCGUGUACGGGUGAAGAAGGAAAAAGAUGAUCCAGGGUACAGAGCAGCAGAGUUGGGGAGGUCUGCUGCCAGGCCAGCGGAUAUACGUGGUAACAGAGGAGACAGAAGUGACAAGAAACAAGAAGGGGAUUUAAACUACAAGGAACUGGACUUAAGACGAAACAGAAGUCCAGGGUACAGGGAGGAGAGAUGGGAGAGAGGCAGCAGAGAUGCAAGAGACACCAGAGAUGAAGAGGGGAGGGACACUAGAAAUGCUGCUUCCAGCAGACGCGAUGGUGGACGGGAUGUGAGAGAAGCACAGGACAGGCAAGACUACAAGGGUUCCAGAUACUAUGAUCACCAGGACAGCAGGCAAGAUCGGGACAGAAGAGACGUACAGAGCUCUAGGGACAAAAGAGAUGACAGUUACAGAGAAAGGGAUGACAGGAACCAGAGAGGUGGCAGUCACGGCUGGGAGAGACAAGCUAGAAAGCAAGGAAGGAGCUCGAGAGAAAGGGAUGAUAGAGAACAUCAUACUGGCAGGAGUGGUACUGACAGGGACAGUAAAGCCACAGCUUACAGUGACCCUUGGGACAGAGGGCAACGUGACAAGGAGAGAGGGAGGGAAAGAGAUAGAAAGGACAGAAUGGGACAUGGAGAAAGAAGAAAGCCAGGAUAGAGAGUAUCAAGACAGGCGAUGAUGGAUACAUGUGUUAAUAUCUUGCAAACUGGCUUUAAGCUUGCAAGUUCUGUUGUCAUGUAAGAUCAGUAACUGUUUGAUUUUGAUGUUUCUAAAUUGUAGGUCUCGUCUAUGCCAAGAAUUUUCUGUUUUAUCUGAUUCAAUGUUGAAGUGUCCGUAAUUCAUUUCAGCUUGGCUUGAAGAAAAAGUCAAUCUUUCUGUUUUAACCUGAGCAGUAUAAUACUGAAGUGACACUGGUAUGUUCUUUUAGCCUGCCAAAUUGUAACUUUUUUUUUUCUGCAAACUGCAGUGCCAUAAUUUGGAAUUGUAUUCAACAAAUGCUCUGUAGAUUAAUUAUGUUGACACACUGUUUAUUCUUAUGAUUACAAAUACAUGUACAUGUGCUACUUAUACAUGUGUUCAACUAUGUUUGAAAGUGCUAUGCUGAAUUUCAAUGAGCCGACAGUUGUAAUAAUAUAAAUCUCACAUCCAACACUGUAAAACAAAUGUUGCUGUCUUUCA